GGUCCACAACGAUGUAUUUCUGCUUCUUGAUGUGAUGGAAAACAUGGACACUACCCAAUCCCUUCUAGUUCUUCUAUGUAGAACCUAUUCGAGAAAGCUAGUAGUUUCCGCACCGAGCUGAAAUGCCUUUGAUGUCUCACUUUCCUUGGGCAUCGUCGAAGAUCCUUCGUGCUCUUUAAAGCGACUGCAUGACACAGUAAAAAAAAUCCGAAAAGAUGUCGUCCUCCGGUAUGAUCAGCAAGGGUGCCCUGGCGCGCAUGGGUGCCGCGUCGGCGAAAAAUAACAACUACCAGGGUGGAGGUUAUAAUAAUUCCUCCAGUUCCAGCAGCGUGUUAGUGCAUGACAGCGAGUACCAGGUGCACCUUCCACAGGAGUGCAAGGAUUACUGGAAGAAAAAGCAGAAUCACAAGUUGGCGAAAUUGAUGCAGACCGUAAUCAAGGAUCGCUUUCUCGGCAACCGGGACGUACAGUUGCAGCUCCCUGCCUCGCAAAUUGCCAACGAGCUCGAAGAAGCUUUGACAGAUACGAUGGUGAACAAAAACAACUGCGUUUUCUGCAUCCUCGGCCCGCCGAACUCCGGGAAGAAAGCGAUUGUGCGGACGUGCCUGCGAAAACUGGAGCCCAGCUGGCGGCAGAACGCCGUAGUUGCGGGUGGAGGUGGUGUACCAAAUGCAAAAAUGUCUGGGUCUGGAAGAAUGCAAGUUUGUCAUGCUUGUCUGGCAUGACUCGAGAAUCUGUGUUGCAUAGGCACGAAAAGGCCCUCUUACCUGUCAUGCCAAAACGCAGUUUGCCAUGCGGAAUACGUAAGACAUGGGAGCCAAAAAAAUUGUCAUGCAUAGCUGCGUACUGUGGUGCGUCUACCAUUCACUUUUAGCAAGACAAGUUUCCAGACCCAGACAGAUUUGUAAUCCAUAUGGUGGUGUGCAGGCUGCGGGACAAACGCCAGCGAUUAACGCGGCCAUGAGCGCGAGGAGGAACGUAUCAAAUGUAAAAAUGUCUGGGUCUUCAGUAGGACACGCCCGAGCAAAUAAAUCCAUUAAAAGUUCGCUAAUUUCGCCGUAAAUUGAAUCCCGCCCUGAGUCUAGAGCGGCCGCCCCCCCUGUAAAAGAUUGCCGGACGGAGACUCGGCCUCGCCUCACCUCAGGCGGCGUUCUAUUUCGAGGCGCCAAGUCGUGGCGCAUAAGCUGCAGACGAAUCAAGAAAAGCACUCGGAUCGCACUGCAGAGGGGGCUAGGGAUCGCGUGUAGAAUGUCACGGGCUUCAUUCUCAAAUGCCAUGGCUUUGCUCGCACAGAGGCCGGAAAUUCUGUAACGUGGGCGCGCGGUGCGCAGCAUGGCCGGUGACGGAAGAUCCUCUUCAUGGCUUUGGGGUAUGCGCGAUUUUGAAUAUUUCACAGGGAAGCAUCUGCUUUGAAAAAAGCGCAAUUUGAAAAAUUCAGCAAUUUUUGAUUAGCUCGUAAUUUGUUUUUCAAUUGUCCGUAAUUUGUCCGUAAUUUGCGCGUAAUUAAUUUUCAAAGGAUUUCAACGGGUUUCGGGCACCCCAAAAAUUGCCCGUAGUUGAAAAAAUUAAUUACACCGACAAAUUACGGAUUUUCAAAAAAAAAUUACACUAAGAAUUACACUUUUUUUCGGGCCCUUUUUUAUUCAUUUUUUCCGGAAAAAACGCCGGGGUUUUGCCUAUUCAAAACAUCGGGACGAACAAAAGGUACGAGGGCCCAAUCUGGGGCUUGAGCUUCUCAACCAGCACCGGUCGCGAGCUAGCUCAGCAAGUAAGCAAGUGGCUGUGGGGCUUGGGAAGCCGGUUCAGCGGUUAUGUGGCCUCUUUUAUUUUCAAUCCAUUGCGCAGGAUAGUAAGACGCAUGGGCCCUCAGGAGGUGAUCUGCCUCGCCAAUUUAUGACGCCCUACCCGGGCCUUAACCUUUGGGCUGCCGCGUUUUUUUCUUUUCGCUGGCCAAAUCAGCUGCCCGAUACAAAAUUACGUACUUUUUAUCGCGCAAUUACCGAAUAUGUUUGCUCGGGCUCGUCCCAUUGAGGGUCUGGAAGAGUCCGAAAUUUGUUAUGCUGUUUUUGCAUGACACAGAAUGUCUGUCAUGGAAGCCCUAGCAUCACAGAUUUUUAGACGCCUUCCUGAUGCCUAUUCCGCAUGACAAAUGCCCUCCACGCGUAGCACAAACCGGACUCCUCUUGCUGGUCAUGCAAUACAGAAUUUUUUAGAGUCCAAAGUUAGCAUCACAGGUUCCAACCUUCCAGAGGACCCAGACAUUUUUGCAAUCCAUAGAACGCGCAAAUUCACAAUGGUCCUCCAUAUUGUAGUAGUUCAACGGCGGGAGCGGUGGGCGGAGAUGUUUUGCCAAGUCCGGGCGGAACGAACAUCGGCAGCCAGCAGAUGGUAUCCUGUGCAACAGUAUCGCACUCGUAGUAAUUGCAAUCUUCAUGCAUUACAAAUCUCUCUCUUGGUCUUAAGGCAAAUCAGCAUUACAAAUUUCAUUUUCCAUGCUGAGCAAAUUUGUAAUGCAUUGAUACGAGUGCGAUACUUGUGCAAUUCAUAAAUGGGAGCUCCUUUGUCGGCGAAGCGGCAGAUUAAAGUUGGCACCCCGGACAGCGCGAUGCCGCGGAAGCGCCAGCGGCUCCAGCGCUUGCACACACCAGUGCAGAUGCUGGAGAAAAAAGACGGCCUAGAACUUCAUGAUCGUGUCACUGGGCAAAACGCUGGCGCUGACGGAGGACCCUCUGCCGGUCAACAGAACAGCAUGAAGCAGCGGACGAUCACACCGGUAAGAACUACUACAACCAGGAACAAUACUAAUCGCACCCCUGGUGGCGGUGUAGCGAGGGCUUUUACUCCCGGGUCCCGCGUUGUUGUGGCAGCAGGAGGAGGGACGACCGCAGCGUCGUCUUCGCAGCAACUUGUUGUUCCAGGGAGUAAAAGCAGAGAAGUUCUUGUAGAUCUGCAGCGGCCAGGACAAGCUCCAUCUGCUUCUUCCAGUAGCUCCGCUGUUGUCCCCGGCUCCGCAGUCCUCGGCAAUGUAAACCCACCUACUACUACAACUUCCGCCGCUGCGACGAACAUUAUCAAGCCCGUGUACCUCCCAAAAACGCUCUCGGACGACCAGCAGCUGUUUAAGACCAUCAUUCACCAGCUGGGCGAACACGAACAAAUCAUACGAACUGCAAAAGUAUCGUACUCGUAUAAGAAAUGCAUUACAAAUUUCCUCAGCAUGAGAAAUAAAAUUUGUAAUGCGGAUUUACCUUGGAGAAGAAGAUUUGUAAUGCAUGACUGCAAUACGAAUGCGAGGCUUUUGCACAGGAUAAAUCACGGCGGACGAUAACUCCCACCGCAUGCAGUGGCUCUGCGAGUUAUGACAGUGCACAACUCCACCCUCGUCUCCCCCUCAUUUGUAUAGCAUGAACGGCAAUACAAGCAUCAGCAAGUGUGCCGGUUUUGCAUGACAAAUUUGCUGCGCUGGAGGAGUGUAGUUCUAUUUGGGCUACCAGAACUUGUCAUGCAAACAGUGCCAAGAUGAAAGUAGCGGAUUGUGUAUUUUGCAUGACAAAUGAGGGGGAGGGGGAGUUGUGCACUGUCAUACGAGUGGCUCCAGUUCUACACCAAGCGGGGCUACUCCGUCGUGUUUGUCGUAGAGCAAUUCGAAAAUCUUCUUCUCGGCGGAACCGACCGACUCCUCUACUCCGUCUUCGACCUGAUGACGCAAAACAAAGAAUUCCACUUUUUCAUCGUCGGGGGCUGCUGCGACCCGGCGGUCUUCAGUCGCAUGAACAAGCGCGCGCUGAGCCGGCUGGAACUGAAAACGCUAGUGGUGUCGGACGCGUGCAGUCCGCUGGUGUUGCCGGAUAAGGAUCCGAACAGUAAAACUGCUGCAGCAGGAGCAACACCAUCCCCGAAGGGGAGUCCUGCGGGUAGUUCAAAAGCGGAAGAAAAACUUGCAGCACCGGCCGUUGGUGGUGCGCUCCAACAAGAACAAUUAGCACAUCAACAUCCGCAAGCCUUGGACAUGCAGCGCAUCAUCGCGAUCCUACGUGCGCAUUUGCAAGUUCCGCCGGAUCUGACACCGCACCUCAUUCGGCAGACGGGGGUCAGUGACAUGAUCGCGAAAAACAUGGCUGUGGAAUGGAUGGCAAACUGUGGCAUUCUGUUAAAAUGUUACGGGCAGUCGAAGUGCUGGCAACGGGCGAUCUGCGACGCCGCGCCGCUGCGCUGGUUCCUGAUGCACUUAACGAAAGAUUAUUGGUAUACUGGGGAAGCUGCGCGAGACGAACUAGUUUUCUCUGACCACGGGGGAAAAAGAUGGAUGCUAGGGGUAAGUACUUCCCAUCAUGUGUAGUGCUUCUCAAUUAUGUCUUUUGCUUUUUUGUUCGUGUUCUCGUGCUGGUCGGAGGCGGUCCGGGUAGGAUCGUGCUCUGCUGUGAUGUCCUGCUUGGUUUCUUUCAUCGUGUCUUGAUGUACUGCACUGUAUCAAUCUAUGUGACAUCAGAUAUUGUUUCUUCAAGAGAGUCUUUCAUCAUUCCAAAAACCUUAUCAGGACCCGUCCACUUCCUUCGCCGCGUCGCUGACGGAGUUCGACUGUGUCGUUUUGGUCGCACUGCACAAGCUGUGGAAACGCAAGCAGCAAACGGCCAACGCAGAGAUCCGCAAGACCUGGACCGAGAUCAAGGACGAGAUCGAAAACUUUAAGAACCGCAACACUAAUCUCGCCGAGGUCGGGAACGUGCACACCGGGCGGUCGGUCUUUCUCGGGCACAAAUCUUCGUCCGUCAACUUCCAGCGCAUGGUAUCAAAGUGAAAAAAUCCCCCACCCCAUGCGCAACAGACAACUUGUGUUGCUGGAUUUGUGUACACAAAUGUAUUGCAGCAAGAGCUUGUCGGCAUAUUCCUAUUCGAAGCCCAUUUGGGUCCGCACCCGGCUAGCAGCUGCGCAUGAAUAACAAGUCUAACAUAGGCGAAAACGCAUGACAGACUGGCUGCACAAUGCGCCACAUGGGUGCCGUCUGCCUUGUACGCAGCACAAAGCUGAUUUGUGGCCACAGAUCAGCAUCGCAAAUUUCCUUUUCGAUAUGGAGAGGGGGGAUUUUUCCUCACAAUAUAUGGACAUCAAGGACGAGUUUUACAACGUGUUGGACUACAGAACCAGCUUCGAGAAGCUUCUCGACUUGGGUUUGGUCAAAAACGCGAAACUGCCAGGGAUUGCGGGGAUGGUGAGCGGCGGCUUAAACGCGGAUCGGAGCGGAAUGACUCUGCUCUACGAGCACCACCCGGUUUUUUUUCCCGGAUUUGCGCUCGUAAACGCCUGGGUCGACGAUUUGAGAAACCGAUAUGGCGUUCUCAAAUGUUACAUUCUCAACUGUUGCAUGAAUUUGUUAUGCAAAAACAGCAAUAGGGAAAGGGGAAAGCUUGCAAGUCUUGCAUCACAAAUUUGGCACGGAUGUAGAUGCUGUUUAGCCAUUCGAUGAUUUGUCAUGCGAGGCAGCUUGAUCGUCUUGCGGAUCAUGGUCAUUUUGCAUGACAAAUCAUGUAACAGUUGAGAAUGUAACAUUUGAGAACGCCAUAACCGAAAUAAAAUUACCGGCGGGGGUGGUCUUCAUAUGCUGGGCGUCAAUAGCGGGACCACGAGAGGUUCCAUGUUCAACACUUCUAGCUCAGGGGGCGGCGGCGACGCUGACGUGGCGAAUAGGAACAGAAGCAAAGCAAUGAACCCGCUCUACAAGUUCGGAGCCGACUUCCAAAACUGGGCGUCGAAUUUGUGAUUUCAGUAUAUGAAACGCGAUAGACAUAGGAUCAUUUUCAUGUUGAUCUGAUUUUUUCUGGAGUUUGCCCAGUCGAU
Messenger RNA from Amoebophrya sp. A120, 5836 nucleotides. The record is from the annotation of a GenBank genome assembly. NCBI's taxonomy places the organism in Eukaryota, Dinophyceae, Syndiniales, Amoebophryaceae.